AUGCCCGAUAAAAUAAGAAUAUUAAUUGUAUUUCUUUUACAGGCAGGAUUGGGACGUAAAUAUUCACAUAAUUAUGAAGAAGUUAGAUCACGCCGUGCAUUUUAUGAAAAUGUAAAAGUGAUUGAAAAUCAUAAUAAAUUAUACAAAGAUGGUAAAGUUUCAUAUCGUUUAAGAACAAAUGUUAUGGCCGAUUUGAAACCAAAAUCGUAUUUAGAAAAAUAUGUAAGACUUGUAAAUAGUCAACGUUAUAAAGAUAGUGAUCCAAUUGAUAAUAUGGUUAGUAGCGGAUUGUUGAAUUAUGAAAAUUUGCCAAAUGAAAUUGAUUGGCGUGAUAAAGGCUUUUUAAUGACAGCUGAUAACCAGGGACAAUGUGGAUCAUGUUAUGCAUUUAGUAUUGUUAGAAGUAUGGAAGGACAAGUAUUCAAAAGAACUGGAAAAUUGUUUAAAUUGAGUGUACAACAAGUUGUUGAUUGUAGUAUUAAAACUGGUAAUAAAGGAUGUACUGGAGGCUCAUUACGUAAUACAUUAAGAUACUUAGAAGAAACAGGGGGUUUAAUGAGACACGAUGAUUAUACUUAUCAAGAAAGGCAAGGUAAAUGCCAAUUUAUAGAAACUUUAUCUAUUGUAAAUGUAACAACAUGGUCUAUAUUACCACCAAAAGAUGAAGAAGCAUUAAAAGCAGCUGUUGCAUUAAUUGGCCCGAUAGCUGUCUCAUUAAAUGCGAGUCCAAAUACAUUUCAAUUAUAUGGCGAUGGAGUUUAUGAUGAUGAUAAUUGUAACGAUUUACAAGUAAAUCAUGCUAUGCUUGUUGUAGGUUACACAGAUGAUUAUUGGAUCUUAAAAAAUUGGUGGGGACCAAAUUGGGGUGAAAAUGGUUAUAUGAAAUUGAAAAGAGGCAAGAACUUAUGUGGCAUAUCAAAUUAUGCCGCUUAUGCUGUAGUUUAAAAAAAUAUUUUGAAAAAGGAGUAACCACAGAAGAGCAUUAAGAAUUGUCUCGUACUACUUGACAUGUAUUUCUUUUUAAUAAGUCUAAUGAGUGUAAACUUAAAACUAUCAUUUUUUUUUUAAUUUUUAAAUUUUCCUAUUUUAUUUUAUGAAAUACAUAAACUGAUUUAUUGGAUUUUACACGUCCAAAACACUUGGCAGCAAUCGUAUUUGUGAAAUCAAUUAACAAUCUUUUUUUCUUUUUCUUAUAUUAUAAUUUUCAUUGUUUCAUACUCUGGAUUUAAAAUUUUUCAAAUUUUGUUUUUAAUUGAAAAUAAAAGAAAAAUGUAUAAAAUGAUUUCUUCUUUCAGCUUUCUAUGAAACAAAAAUUUAAAACAUGAUAUACAGAUUGAUUAUACAUAGUCAUUAUUCAAUUAUAGUGAAUUAAUCAAAAAGUAAAGGUAUAGAGAACUGGGAUGACAGAACGGAAAUUGUUUUUAAUGCGACGUCUCGAAUAAACUUUUUGUAUAGGUUUUCCUUACCCUUUUGUUGUCCCAAAAUGCUAUUUUCGAAUGAUAUUAUAAUAUCAGAUCAGAUCAAAUGUCUCUAAUAACAGCUAUUUCUCAUUUCUGUUAAAGAGAUUUUUAAAACUUUUUUUUUUGUUCCAUAACAUUAAUUAAAAUUUUUAAUUUGAUUAAUUUAUUGAUAGUAAUUUUAAUUGCUAAAUAAAAGAAGGCUAUAUAGAUUUGUUUUUUUUUUUUUU
This is a messenger RNA of Condylostylus longicornis, 1687 nucleotides long. Its product is annotated as procathepsin L. The record is from RefSeq and is a predicted model, not a curated record. The transcript is spliced from 5 exons. Gene Ontology annotation, molecular function: cysteine-type endopeptidase activity. NCBI's taxonomy places the organism in Eukaryota, Metazoa, Arthropoda, Insecta, Diptera, Dolichopodidae. The coding region runs from base 1 to 945 and encodes 314 amino acids. Gene Ontology annotation, cellular component: lysosome.